CCGGCAGCCGUUCGCCUUCCCCUGCGAUCGCUGCCGCUUCUCGCGUCGCUCGGCUUCGCCGCUUUAAUAUCCCGCGCGUUGCGCGCUUUCGGACAGUUUCGGACGCAUUCGGAGAGUUUCGUACGUUUUCGGCGACUUUCGGACGCUGUCCGAGGCUCUUUCGCCCACUGACCAUGGAAACAGUGGUCGCUUCUCUGCAAACUGAAAUCAUGCCAGCAGUGCCCCAGGUUUCUUCCCCCAUACAGGUCUCAGCCAGCAACGGCCCCAGCGGAAGGAGAGUGCCAUCUGUAAGAAUGGUACAGCUGCCCACUUGUCCAGCGGAUCAUGGAGUUUUCCAGGCAUCGCAACCCCCGGUUAUUCAGUUGCACUGCGCUCAGACAUACCAGGAAGCAGGAACAAUUGCAUCACUGGAUGGAGAAUCAGUGAGGGAUAUCGAACCUACGAAACACAGCCAGAAGAAAAGGGAAGGUGUCUUCAGGAGCGCGGCCUACAAAGGCAUUCACAAUGAGCUGGCGUUCGACACGCAAACCUUUCCCAAAGACGACGAGGACGCCGGCGCCAGUAUCCCGUUGAUGCAGACGCCCUCUGCUUUCCAGGGACACUCAAACCAGUACGGAAUGGCCGUGCCAGGGCCCGCCGUGCUGGACUACGCGGGAAACGUGAACCAGCCGUUCUUCAUUCCAGGGAACAGCAUGCUGGUGCACGCUGCGGCGGGCGACAUGUCGGCCUAUCAGAUCCACAGCCCCACGUCCAGCCUGCCGCAGGGGGUCGUCAUGGCCGUGUCGCCGGGGCCCCUGCACGGCUCGCAGCAGCUCGCGGAGGAGGCCACCCGCAAGAGGGAGCUGCGGCUCAUGAAAAACAGGGAAGCGGCGCGGGAGUGCCGCAGAAAGAAGAAGGAAUACGUGAAAUGUCUCGAAAACCGGGUGGCUGUGCUCGAAAACCAGAACAAGACCCUUAUUGAGGAGCUCAAAGUGCUGAAAGACCUCUACUGCCAUAAAGCAGAAUAACAGCGGACUCUUUUUCGGGGGAACAAGAAACUGUUGUAAGCGUCCAAGAGCGAACGCUACCGUUUACCGCAAGGGGUUCGUGCAAAAACCGCUUUCGUUUUGCAGUCCGGACGUUUGGAAGGAUUCAGAAGACUUGAGAAGACAGGUUGAGGCUGUCUGUCCGCCACGCCUACGGCAGGCCCCACCGAGCUCCUGUCCUCCCGCAGCGAGCGGCGUAUGAAUAUCGCGUCUUCGCCUGUGUCGUUCUUGCUUUUUUUUUGGUUCCCAGGGAGGCUGCAAAAGGCUGCCCGUCAACGCGAGCGGGAACGCUCAUCCCGUGCGGAGGAGCGCCCCGCCACCACGGGAGGCCCGCGACGGGCCUUUCUGCAACACGGGCUGUAGAAAGUCCAGCUCCGGGUCCCCGUAACGUGAAUGUGGAGACGUGCAAACAAA
Messenger RNA from Scleropages formosus (Asian bonytongue), 1439 nucleotides. RefSeq names its product cAMP-responsive element modulator-like. The transcript is spliced from 8 exons. The record is from RefSeq and is a predicted model, not a curated record. Bases 174 to 1007 code for a protein of 277 amino acids. Gene Ontology annotation, biological process: regulation of transcription by RNA polymerase II. Gene Ontology annotation, cellular component: nucleus; ATF4-CREB1 transcription factor complex. Lineage: Eukaryota; Metazoa; Chordata; Actinopteri; Osteoglossiformes; Osteoglossidae. Gene Ontology annotation, molecular function: DNA-binding transcription factor activity, RNA polymerase II-specific; RNA polymerase II cis-regulatory region sequence-specific DNA binding.